Messenger RNA from Nematolebias whitei (Rio pearlfish), 1723 nucleotides. Its product is annotated as F-box/LRR-repeat protein 7. Gene Ontology annotation, biological process: SCF-dependent proteasomal ubiquitin-dependent protein catabolic process. Lineage: Eukaryota; Metazoa; Chordata; Actinopteri; Cyprinodontiformes; Rivulidae. The record is from RefSeq and is a predicted model, not a curated record. Gene Ontology annotation, molecular function: protein binding. The transcript has 4 exons. Bases 242 to 1723 code for a protein of 493 amino acids. Gene Ontology annotation, cellular component: SCF ubiquitin ligase complex.
GUUUUUUUUUCUUUCUUGGACCUCCUUAGAAAUCGGGACUUUAGUUUCCAGGGCUCAGAGCCUCUGCACCGCUGCAAAGUCUUGGUUUGCGUAAUGCGUCCUGCGCAACAUCUGGAUUAACUAUCUCAACCCAGAGCCUUUACUCUUAACUUUAUGAACUCUUUCCCCUCUUCUUUUUGUAAUUCUCUGGAGUUCAGCUUGAUAAUCCGGGAGUCUGCUCAUAGAUUAUGUAUUCUUUAAGAUGGGUGCGAACAAUGGAAAACAGUAUGGAAGCGAAGGUAAAGGGAGCUCAAGCAUCUCCUCUGACAUUAGCUCGAGCACAGAUCACACACCGACUAAAGCUCUGAAGAAUGUGGCUACCACUGAAGGCUUGGAGACCAGUACAAGAACACUAAGCACCCCCAGCCCAGGUCUGAUCCUGCCAUCUAAGUCCUCCUCCCUCUCCUCACCUGCCCUUUCCAGUAACGGCCAUGAAACCAACUCCUCAUCCUCCUCCUCUGCUCACACCGAGACGGUGGCUGUGAUUCACCCUCAGCCUGGCGGCCACACUCGCUCCAGACAGUCAAAAACCCACCACCACUCCCUCACCGACCUCCUCCCGGACCACACGCUCCUGCAGAUCUUCUCCCAUCUCCCAACCAACCAGCUGUGCCGUUGCGCAUGCGUCUGCCGGCGCUGGUACAACCUGGCGUGGGACCCGAGGUUGUGGAGCACCAUCCAACUCACCGGAGAACUGCUUCACGCCGACCGCGCCAUCAGAGUCCUGACCCAUCGGCUGUGUCAAGACACCCCCAACGUGUGUCUGACGCUGGAGACGGUGAUCGUCAACGGCUGCAAGAGGCUGACGGACCGGGGCCUGCACAUUCUGGCCCAGUGCUGCCCUGAGCUGCGGCACCUGGAGGUUGCUGGCUGUUACAACGUUUCAAACGACGCCGUGUUUGAGGUGGUGUCCCGCUGCCCCGGCCUGGAACAUCUGAACCUCUCAGGCUGCUCUAAAGUAACAUGCAUCAGCCUCACCGAGGAGGCCUCGCUCCAGCUGUCUCCCCUGCACGGCCAGCAGAUCUCCAUUCACUACCUGGACAUGACUGAUUGCUUUUCACUCGAGGACGAGGGUUUGCGGACUAUCGCCUCCCACUGCCCUCGCCUCACUCACCUGUAUUUGCGCCGCUGCACCCGGCUGACAGAUGAAGCUCUGCGCCACUUGGCGCUCCACUGCCCGUCCAUAAGGGAGCUGAGUCUCAGUGACUGCCGCCUGGUCGGAGAUUUCGGCCUGCGUGAAGUCGCCCGCCUGGAAGGCUGCCUGCGCUACCUGAGCGUGGCCCACUGCAGCCGCAUCACAGACGUGGGCAUACGCUACGUGGCUCGCUACUGCCCACGACUUCGCUACUUAAACGCCAGGGGCUGCGAGGGGAUAACGGAUCACGGCCUGGGCCACUUAUCCCGGAGCUGCCCCAAACUAAAGUCUCUGGAUGUGGGGAAGUGCCCGUUGGUGUCGGACAGUGGGCUGGAGCAGUUGGCCAUGUACUGCCAAGGCCUGAGGCGAGUCAGCCUCCGAGCCUGCGAGAGCAUCACGGGCAGAGGACUCAAAGCUCUCGCGGCAAACUGCUGCGAGCUGCAGCUCCUCAACGUGCAGGACUGCGAGGUGUCUCCGGAAGCUUUACGGUUUGUCAGACGCCACUGCCGGCGCUGCGUCAUUGAGCACACAAACCCGGGCUUCUACUGA